CUGAGGGCAUAAGAACAUCGCGAGAGUUGGUGUCGGUCGAGUUGUCAACAUUACUUUUCUCCUUUCUUGGUCUUCUCUCUGUCGUUGUACUUUAAUUAGGAGUAAGUAGACUAAUCAGAUGCUGUUUUAGGUCUUAUAAAUAGUUUUAUUCGUGUUUUUUGCCUAAUUCAGAGCAGUUUGGGCAUCUUUUUCCGGCUGUUUUGUUGAAUUUACCUCACGUUUUUGUCGGUUUCUUUUUUUGUGUGAUUUAAAAACACACAUCAGAUCAUUGAAAGCUAUUGCAUUGCGUGUGUGGUUGACGUGGCCAUGUCGGCCGCCUCGUGGUGAUGUGGAGACUGCCGUCUCUCUUCAGAGCAGCACGCAGGAGCUUCUGCAGCGCCGCGGACGACAUGGCGAAGGGCAAGUUCUUCUACGCGGUGCAGAGGGGCUUCACACCCGGAGUCUACGCUUCCUGGGAUGAAUGUAAGAACCAGGUGGAACAAUUCCCAGCUGCCUCUUUUAAGAAGUUUCUCUCAGAGAAAGAUGCCUGGGCGUUCUUCAGAGGGGCCGCUCCGUCUCCAGUUCCUGAGGUGAAGAAAGCCUCCCAGAGCGUGGAGCCGGCCCCUCCGCUCCCUCGACGGGACCCGGAGCCCGUGGGCUGCGUGGCCCUCGGCAGGAAGCGGCUCCGCCCGGCGCCAGAGAAGAAAGAGGAGGAGGAGGCGCCCCCCAAGAGGGCCAGAGCGCCAGAGAGCUCGUCUUCACAGAGCUCGGACGCGUUCACGUACAUGGGCGACGCCGUGGUGGUUUACACCGACGGCUGCUGUUCAAGGAACGGCCAGAAGGGGGCGAGAGCCGGCAUCGGAGUUUACUGGGGAGACAACCACCCACUAAACGCAGCGGAGCCUCUUCAGGGGAGACAGACCAACCAGCGAGCUGAGAUACAGGCGGCCUGCAAAGCGCUGGAGCAGGCCAAAGAGAACGGCCUGAAGAAGCUGGUCCUCUACAGCGACAGCAAGUUCACCAUCAACGGUGUCACCAGCUGGGUGAAGACCUGGAAGCUGAACGGCUGGCGGCUGAAGUCUGGAGGACCAAUCAUCAACAAGGAGGACUUCGUGACGCUGGACCGGCUGAACGCGCAGGUGGAGGUGGUCUGGUUGCACAUUCCGGGGCACGCCGGUUACCGAGGCAACGAGGAGGCCGACAGACUGUCGAGAGAAGGAGCGGCGAAGGCUCCAAAGAAGAGGAGGAGCUGAGGAGGAGGAGGAGGAGGAGAGCAGGUUUUGGGCUUAGAGAGGACGUCUGUCUUUAUUUGUCUUUCUUUGUGUUUUUUCCCUCUGAAUAAAGUUUUCUGCUUCA
Pseudoliparis swirei is the source of this 1335-nucleotide messenger RNA. It is a transcript of the gene rnaseh1, whose product is annotated as ribonuclease H1. The record is from RefSeq and is a predicted model, not a curated record. Gene Ontology annotation, molecular function: magnesium ion binding; RNA-DNA hybrid ribonuclease activity; nucleic acid binding. The coding region runs from base 327 to 1232 and encodes 301 amino acids. NCBI's taxonomy places the organism in Eukaryota, Metazoa, Chordata, Actinopteri, Perciformes, Liparidae. The transcript has 8 exons. Gene Ontology annotation, biological process: DNA replication, removal of RNA primer.